UUAGUCCCUUUUCAACGAACUGGUUUCCCCCUUCCCUAACGAAUGGCUUCCAACUCCAACAUAGAUAUAGAGGGUGCGACCCAGCAUCUCCGUGACAUUUUAAAAUUGGACCGGCCCGGCAGUAGCACCGAAGCAUCCUCUGGAGAGAGCCAGAGAAAGACACCUUUUAAUGGUGAGCUGAAUGGCCUUCUUGGUGCUGACCUUAUAGGAGCGGGAGAGCGUACAGUAAUGGUGGACCCGACGAGUCACAACUCAGAAAUCCUCAAUGCAUCAGACAGUCAGACCAUUUGUCUCUCUGGAGAUGAUGGUUCCACCUGUAUUGCUAUCACAUCCAGCAAUGUUGAAAUUGUCGCCAGUCGUGAUUCCAGCAUUGACAGUAAGGCCCGUGGAAGUAACAAGGUUAAGAUUCAGCCUGUGGCUAAAUAUGACUGGGAGCAUAAAUAUUACUAUGGCAACCUAAUAGCAGUGUCCAACUCAUACUUGGCGUAUGCCAUCAGAGGUGCUAACAACCACGCGAUGAUCCGUGUGCUGAGUUUGGGUUCGGCAGAACGCACGCUCCUGAAGGGUUUCACAGGCGCCGUCACCGAUCUGGCUUUUGCUCAUCUGGACUCCAACCUGCUGGGCUGCGUGGACGAGGCUGGUAACCUGGUUAUCUGGCAACUCACCAGUGAGAGCAGCAAAAUCCAAGAUGAGGUGGUAGUUCAUAUCCGGAGACCUGAAGACACACCGCUCAACUCCAACCGUAGGCUCAUCUGGUGUCCCUUUAUCCCAGAGGACAAUGAUGAGAGCCCCGAGGACGCGUGUCAGACCCUGGCCCUUCUCCACGAGGACAGGGCUGAGGUUUGGGAUCUCGACAUCCUCAGAUCCAACAACAGUACGUGGCCCGUGGACGCCACUGAACUCAAAGAGGGUUUUAUCACCAUCAAAGGACACACAGCGCGUAUCAGUGAAGGAGCUUUGUCUCCAGAUGGCACAGUCCUAGCAACAGCCAGUCACGACGGUUACGUGAAGUUUUGGCAGAUCUACAUCGAAGGACAGGACCAGCCAAGGUGUCUACAUGAAUGGCAGCCCCAUAAUGGAAGGCCUCUGUCCUGUCUGUUGUUCUGUGACAACCAUAAGAAACAGGAUCCAGAUGUCCCAUUCUGGCGUUUUUUGAUUACUGGAGCAGAUCAGAACCAGGAGUUGAAAAUGUGGUGCACGGUGUCAUGGACCUGUCUGCAGACUAUCAGGUUUUCUCCAGACCCUUUCAACUCCAGUGUCCUUCCCAGUUUGAAGGCCUGUCUGGACCUGUCUGCUGAGUGUCUCAUCCUUAGUGACGUCCAGAGAAAGGUUCUGUACGUGAUGGAGCUGCUGCAGGAUCAGGAGAAGGGCCGUGCCAGUUUUACUGCAGUGUCGGAGUUCCUGCUCACGCACCCUGUCCUCAGCUUCGGUGUACAUGACGUCAGCCGCAGCCGCCAGCGUCACACCGAAGUCCUUCCCCAGGAAGAAGAGAGCGAAAGCAUGACCACAGAAGGAAGCCAGGGGCCCAUGGAAUCCAAAUCUGGGAUGCAGAUCAAGCUAUACUGUGUUCACACUAAAACUCUUCAAGAUGUGCAGAUUUGGUUUCAGCCCAGUCUGGGCUCUUCUGCAUCUGUCUUUGUGUCUCGUUCUGGAUCGCAGGACGGCUUUGGCAUUUCGGAUCACCUGACAGAUCUGAGCGUGGAGGGUAUGAGCUCGGAUAAGGAAUCAGGCAGCGGUUCUCAGAACGACCUGCGUAAGAUUCCUGCUCUUCCCACUCCCGCCGACUUCCUCACGGCGGCCAGCUCGGCCAUGCCCAAGCUCAUGACCCCCGACGCCUUCAUGACCCCCAAUGCCUCAGUUCCAGCCUCUCCAGGCAGCAGUGUGAGCAGUCUGACUAUAGUUACCGCCAUAAGCAGCUCAGACGGUGGAGCAAGGGGAGGAGAUGAGCUGAUACAGAGCCCUAAGAUGUCUGUGGACGGGGCCAGCAGUAGUCUGACCCUCAGUGGCAGCGCUAGCAGCCCCAGGUCCAGCUCUGUCCUCAUCUCUGGUCUGGGCGAAAGCAUUCAGGUCCUGCCUUCUCCGAACCCACCUCUGUCCCUGGACCUCCAGACUAUUGAGCCCAUUCUGGUCCAGCAGGCUUCUCCAACCAGGGCUCGCUCUCCAGAUGUCAUCUCCUCUGCCUCCACCGCCAUGUCUCAGGACAUCCCGGAAAUCGCCUCUGAGACGCUCCAGCGCGGACUGGGCGUGGCCGGGGCGGAGGCUCGCGACCCGAUCCCUGCUCUCCACUCCGACACCAUGGCGUCCGCCGCAUCCGCUCUCCACCUGCUUUCGCCACGGAACCGGAACAACUCGGACCACGGCCUCCAUCCGCUGGAGCUGGGCCCGGGUGUCGGGGCAGGAGACGGGGAACAGAGGCUCAGUAACACUCCCUCUUUAUUGGAGACGGCCCUGUCCCAAGAAAACGCAGCAGCGGCGGCCGUAGCAUCCGGCUCUGACAGCAGUGUUAAUCACACCUGGCCUGCAGCACCAGACAUCACACGCGAGACUCGCAAUAGCAUGAGAGACAACGGCCUGGGAGACUGCUCCAGAGAGGAACUGAAGGAUAGACACAUGUCUUCCCCUUACCACAGACGUACCUAUCACCUGGCUCAGAAUGACAGCCAAGAUGCCAGUGCAGAGCAGAGCGACCAUGACGACGAGGUUGCAAGUCUAGCAUCCUCCUCUGGGAACUGCGGUUCCAGGGUAUCUCACAGACUCCCAGUCAAGGACUGGAAAACCUCCCCCAGGAGCUCCCCCAAACUGAAGAGGAAGAGCAAAAAGGAAGAUGGCGAUUCCUCACAGUCCAGACAGGCUGAUAACCAGAUGACGGCGGAGGCGCAGGAGGAAUUGCUCCUGCUGCUGAGGAGUCAGCAGAGGGAGAUCGCAGAGCUACGUCAGAGUCAGAUGGAGCUGCUCCAGAGAGUAACCGGCCACAUGGAUGCCGUUCAGAGCUCCGUCAUGGCCCACGUAGAGCACGUCCUGAUCACACAGCAGGAGCAAGAACAGAGGAGAAUGGAGCGGAUCCUGGCGGAGGGACACAGCCGAAACCAGCAGCUCAACGAGCACCUGGCCCAGCAGUUAGCCCAGACGCUGAGCAACACCCUCUCCAACAGACUGGACAAAGUUCUGCGCGAUGAGUUUAAGAAGACUGUUCCUCAAAGUGUCUCAAAGAGUCUGGAACCCAUCACUGGACAGAUGAGUAACACCAUAGCUGCCAAGCUGACUGCAGUGGAGGGCACUCUGAAAGAAAAUGUCACCAAAGUCGUUAAGUCAAAGAACACUACAGAUGCAAUUGGCCGUGCGGCUGCAGAAGCCAUGCAGGGCCCUAUACAGGCAGCCUAUAAAGAUGCAUUCCAGAGCAUUGUGCUCCCAGUGUUUGAGAGAGGCUGUCAGUCCAUGUUCCAGCAGAUCAAUGACAGCUUCAAACAGGGAACUAAUGAAUAUAUUCAGCAGCUUGAGACACAUGUGAAGAACAGAAAGCAGCGGGAGCAGGAUGCACGGGACCCCGUGAUUGGCCAGCUGCAGCAGAUGAUUGACACGUUCCAGAACUCUCAAGACCAGCUGGCCACCAACUUGACAGCCAGCGUUCGCACUGAAGUCCAGCACCAGCUUCACAUGAUUGUGGGAAACCUGCAGGACUCCAUCCUCACGCAGGUGCAGCGCAUUGUGAAGGGGGAGGUUAGUCUUGCGAUGAAGGAGCAGCAAGCAGCCGUCACCUCCAGCAUCAUGCAGGCCAUGCGCUCCGCUGCCGGCACGCCUGUCCCCACCGCCCACCUGGACUACCAGGCCCAGCAGGCCAGCAUCCUGCAGCUCCUUCAGCAGGGCCAGCUCAACCAGGCCUUUCAGCAGGCUUUGUCUGCAGCAGAUCUGAACCUGGUCUUGUAUGUAUGUGAGACCAUUGACUCUCAGCAGGUGUUUGGUCAGACCCCCUGUCCUCUCAUUCAGCCUGUUCUGCUGUCUCUCAUACAGCAGCUCUCCACCAACCUGUCCACACGUACAGAACUGAAGAUCAGCUACUUGGAGGAUGCUGUGAUGAACCUAGACCACGGGGACCCAGUGACCAGAGACCACAUGACCGCUGUGUUGUCCCAGGUUCGACAGAAGCUAUUCCAGUUCCUACAGCAGGAUCCCCACAGCCCCCUCAGCAAGCGAGCCCGUCGCCUCAUGAUGAUGCUCCAGGGUCUGGUCAACCACUAGCCCUCAGAAUUCAGCUCUUCCCGACACAGCUUUUCCCCUCACUUUGCAGGCUCGUCGACAUCUUGUGUUUUCUCUCCAAUCUCCCUGCAUUUCAAGUUCUCUCAGACUGCGUUCAGUUAUGUCAGUUCAGUUCAGUUCAGUUGGUGCUCGCGGAAGCACUCAUGGGAGAUGUAGUCCAGAACCAGAGAUUGUGUAAUUUGUUGUAUGAUGGCUCUGCACUACAUGUUCCAAUAGCCAUCUCUGUUUUCUGCAAUUCCACUGGUCAUCUUAUUUGACCAUUUGUGUGGUUUUCAUUCUUCUCUCUUCCUCCAUGGCAAAGAGUGGUCUGUUUCAAUCCCAGCAAGGACGCGUUUUGACGCAAAAUAUUUUUUCCUCUUCAGAAGCCUGUUUUGCUUAUUAUCCUCUGGAAAAGCACCGGAAAACUGAAGUAUCUCUGCUUAUUUUUUGCUAACAUUUAUGACGAGCAUGACUCAAGAGGAAGAGAACCAACACUUAUUCAUUUUGAUUGAUGGAGGAAGAUGUCGCAUAGAUUUUUUUUUUGGACCCACUUCUGCACAUUAAUCAUUGAGCUUCAAUGACAGAAGAGUUCAGAAAUGGAAAGGACAUUGCCCCUUUGUUCUGUUGCUUGUUACUCAAUAUUUGAUUAUUCUGCAAUGGCUUUUUUUUCUUUCCUGGCCUUUUUACCAAGACAGAAAAUCAAGGCAAAAUUUUUUGCACUGAACCUUUUGCCUCUUGUGAAUUUCAACUAUAGCAUCACAUCAAGAAUUUCCUCUAGAACUGUCUUCAUUUAACAUUUCCAGAGUCAGCACUAUUCCUCAUCUUAAGAGUGGCAAAAUUCUUGACAGGUUAAAACAAGAGUUAGGACAAAUUAUUCAUCAGUCUCUUUAGCUCACAAUUUCAAGCAUACUGAAUCAAAUUGUAACUGCAUGCCCAGUAAACGCAUUAUUAUCAGUUUAUGUUAGAUUGAGAAACAGGCUGACGUUCUUAUCAGUAAUCCCUUA
Molecule: messenger RNA, 5237 nt
Organism: Chanos chanos (milkfish)
Lineage: Eukaryota; Metazoa; Chordata; Actinopteri; Gonorynchiformes; Chanidae
Gene: edc4
Product: enhancer of mRNA decapping 4
Exons: 29
Coding region: 43-4236 (1397 amino acids)
Biological process (GO): deadenylation-independent decapping of nuclear-transcribed mRNA
Cellular component (GO): P-body
Molecular function (GO): protein binding
Source: RefSeq, a predicted model, not a curated record